GAGAGUCUGGCCGCGGCCGGCGGCGCCGCCUCCUCGUCGGGCCGGGUACGGCGGGCCGGGGCCUUUGUGUGAGCCGGUGGCGGCGAUGGUGCUCGGGCCCCGCGGAGCCGGAUUAACUGUGCUGAUAAGGAGGCAACUUCCUAGGAGCUGCUAAGAUGGGCAUGAGGAUCAAACUGCAAAGCACCAACCACCCUAAUAACCUGCUGAAGGAACUCAACAAGUGUCGGCUCUCAGAGACCAUGUGCGAUGUCACCAUUGUGGUAGGGAGCCGCUCCUUCCCGGCCCACAAGGCCGUACUGGCCUGUGCAGCUGGCUACUUCCAGAACCUCUUCCUGAAUACUGGACUUGAUGCUGCCAGGACCUAUGUGGUCGACUUCAUUACUCCUGCCAACUUUGAGAAGAUUCUGAGCUUUGUCUAUACAUCAGAGCUCUUCACAGACCUGAUUAACGUUGGUGUUAUCUAUGAGGUGGCUGAGCGUCUGGGCAUGGAAGACCUCCUCCAGGCCUGUCAUUCCACCUUUCCUGACCUCGAGAGCACUGCUGUGACAAAGCCUCUGACUAGUACCAGUGACAACCAGUCCACCACCCUGAGUUGUCCCUCAGCAGAUCCUGCCCAUUCCCUUGGAGAACUCCGGGGUGGUGGGGAGCACUUAGGUCCUGAUAGAAACUAUGUGUUGUCCAGUGAUGUGGGAGGAAGCUAUAAAGAGGAAGAAAGAAAUGUUGCUAGUGAUGCUAAUCAUGGCUUGCCUCUGCCGCAACCAUCAUUGCCACCAAAGACAGAAGACCAUGAUGUCUGUACUCCUUUCACAUCUGUUUCUAGUAUCGUGACCCAGCCAGUCCUAGGCACUGUUAGCACAGGUAUCCAGACUAACACGAGCUCUUGCCAGCCAUACAAAGUUCAAAGCAAUGGAGAUUUCAGUAAAAACAGCUUCUUCACCCCUGACAAUGCAAUAGACAUUACCACUGGGACCAACUCCUGUAUGAGCAAUAGUGAACACUCCAAAGAUCCAGGCUUUGGGCAGAUGGAUGAGCUCCAGCUAGAGGACCUGGGAGAUGAUGACUUGCAGUUUGAAGACACUGCUGAGGAGAUUGGGACAGCUGAGGAGGUGAUCGAACUGAGUGAUGACAGUGAGGAUGAACUUUUUGGAGAGAAUGACAACCGAGAGAAUAAAGCUAUGCCCUGCCAGGUGUGCAAGAAAGUUCUAGAGCCCAACAUUCAGCUGAUCCGGCAACAUGCUCGGGACCAUGUGGACCUGCUGACAGGUAACUGCAAGGUCUGUGAGACCCACUUCCAGGACCGAAACUCUCGGGUGACCCACGUCCUGUCCCACAUUGGUAUUUUCCUCUUCUCUUGUGACAUGUGUGAAACAAAGUUCUUCACCCAGUGGCAGCUAACUCUUCACCGACGGGAUGGAAUAUUUGAGAACAACAUCAUUGUUCAUCCCAAUGAGCCCCUGCCUGGGAAGCUGGGUCUCUUUUCAGGGACAGCCUCACCAGAUUUGAAAUGUGCUGCCUGUGGGAAAGUAUUGGCCAAAGAUUUCCAUGUGGUCCGAGGACAUAUCCUCGACCAUCUGAACUUGAAGGGACAGGUCUGCAGUGUCUGUGACCAGCGCCACCUCAAUCUUUGCAGCCUCAUGUGGCACACACUCUCCCAUUUGGGCAUUUCGGUCUUCUCCUGCUCUGUCUGUGCCAGCAGCUUUGUGGACUGGCACCUCCUAGAGAAGCACAUGGCUGUGCACCAAAGCCUAGAAGAUGCCCUUUUCCGCUGCCAUUUAUGCAGCCAGAGCUUCAGGUCUGAGGCUGCCUAUCGCUACCAUGUCAGCCAGCACAAGUGCAACAGCAGUCUUGACAUAAGGCCUGGCUUGGGGCUACAGCACUCAGCCCUCCAGAAACGGAAGCUGCCAGCAGAGGAGUUCCUGAGUGAGGAUCUGGCUCUGCAGGGCCAACCUGGGAAUAGUAAGUACAGCUGCAAGGUCUGUGGCAAAAGGUUUGCCCAUACAAGUGAGUUCAACUACCACCGUCGGAUCCACACAGGCGAGAAGCCAUACCAGUGUAAGGUGUGCCACAAGUUCUUCCGAGGCCGUUCGACCAUCAAAUGCCACCUCAAGACACACUCGGGGGCACUCAUGUACCGCUGCACUGUGUGUGGCCACUACAGUUCUACCCUUAACCUCAUGAGCAAACAUGUUGGUGUGCACAAAGGCAGCCUGCCACCUGACUUCACCAUCGAGCAAACCUUCAUGUACAUUAUCCAUUCCAAAGAGGCCGAAAAGACCCCAGAUAGCUGACUGGUCCCAGUAGAGCCAGUGGGGAGCUUCCAGGUGGCAGCCAGGGUAGUGAUUUUCUAAUGGCUGUUGGUCCCUCCUCAGUGGGUGCUACAGUUUUGCCUUGCUAGGAAUUCUAUUCUGUGUUGUGUUUAAAGGAGAAAAAAAAAGAAAUAGCACAUAAGCUGUGACUGUUUUUGAGAAGCAAUGGCCCUAUUGCAUUUACCUCCAUACCUGUUCUUGCCCACACAGGGCUGUUUUUGAUUCUUUUGAGGCUGGUUUUGGGAUCUAGUCAAGCACUUAUGGCAGCUAGAUCCCUUUCCCCAGCCUGUCUAGUUUUAGUUUACUGUUAGGUUUCAUGCUGCUAAGAAUCCAACCAACAGCCUCACUGGAGAGGAUGUGGAGAGAGGUUUUCACUGUGGUUAUUAUAGCCAGACCUCCAACUGGGAUGACCAGCUAUGAGAAAGAUUUGGGGAAUGUGGUCAUUUGGAAGGGACUGGUUAGCAGGGGGGCUGCUCACCUCAGGUUCCAGGGCUAGCCCUUAGCAGGGGAAAGUUGUCAGAGAUGGAGGUACCUGCCUGCUCCAUAGCUCUAAUCUGCUGACUGGACAGUGAAAAUCUUUUGACAACUAGAUCCAAAAUGGGGACAAAGCUUUCUAUUUAUGUUGGAAAGCUUUGGGAUGACUCUUUGCCAGCAGAAGGGGUGUCCUGUAGUGCUGUUAGCAGUGGCAACCUGGAUGGACAGGAGAGGAGGCUUCUCUUUUCUCCUCAUUUCCAAAGAAGCACAACAUGGAAUGAUGGCCGAGAUGUCAGGCCUUCCCUGUGGAGCAGAGAGUAAGGGAAUAUAAUCAUCUGUUAUUCUGGUAGCCUCUAGUGACCUUGAGUUUCCUGGUGGAGAGGAGAGGGAGGUCUGACAGCAGCAACCUUGCCUUAAUUUACAUCGGUUUCCCACCCAGAAGGGUUUGGCCUAUAGGAUAGAUGGGAAGACCCAGGAGGUGUGCAGUGGUGGUAUAUUGUGAUCCCUUCAGGAUUAAAGGGACCUGAGUAACUGGUGGUAUGUAGCAGGGUGUGCAUUCUGACUGUCCCAGUCGGGUAACCUGUUGUUUACUUCUGUUCUAACAGUGCUGGAGCUUUGGCAGCUCACCUUUGACCUGCUGGAAUUGAUCUUGAUCUGUUUUUGCAUCACCUUCAGGGGGCGCUGUUGGGUGGAGCUGGUUCAGGCCCUCCUGGGUGACCCAGUCCAUGUAGCUGUUUGGCUUCAUUUUUAGUUGGUCUUUGAAGGGGUCUUGCCCAAAGAAGGCUGGAGGGAGAGGGCCCUCAGUCUUGCAUACUCAACGAGGUGGCACCUCAGUAGCUCAUACUACCUCACCCUGUUUAGGCGAGCUCUGGGAGUUCCUGGCCUCGCCUGACACUGCCCCUGGUGGGACUUAGCAACACCCGGGUUGUUUCACAAGCAAGCUAAUUAACUCACAAAGCCUUUUUGGAUGUUAAUAUUUAUUUAUUUUUUGUUUUUGUAUGCAUAUUACCCAGCAUCUCUUUUGGAUAAGAGAGUUCAGGAAAAUGAGUUUCUCCCCAGCAAGUAGCCAUAUUCCAGGGAAUAGUCCUGGUCAGAGAUUUGGGGAAUAGGAGUAUAAUCAGGGAGAAUGUGUCCAAGCCUUUUAAACAAGUCAGUUUUCUUGUCUCCACAUGUCUGUAGCAGAAUAAAUACACAGAGCCCUUUAGGUAAGUUGUAGAAAGUUUGGGCCAGUUAAAUUUCCAGACUUUUCAUUCCCCUUCCAUCCUGAGAUGGUGUAGAUUGGGGAUUGAGUUGAGAGGAUCAAGUCACAGGAAGGACCUUUUUACAGUUUCUUAUCCUUUCUAAACAUAGAGACCCUCCUGUCUUUGUUUGUAUUAAGAAACAUGGCCAAACCAAAGCUCUGUCUCUAAUAGGCCUGCUGCCUCUCUCCCUGGCUUGGAAUUGAGGAAGCCUCAGAAUGGAGCACAGGAAUCUCCAGUCCUUCACUAGAUGACAGGAGACUUUUAUGUGCCACUUCAAGGCACACUGUCCAGUUAAAGGCUCACCUUUAAACCCAACUUGGGACAUUUUACCAUCUAAACCCAACUUGGGACAUUCUCAGGAGAGAAGUUCUGAGACUUCAUUCCUGACUGUCUUCUCACUUUCUUAUGCUGACCAUUAGGAAUUUGAGAAGGGGACACGUAAUAGGCCACAGUCAAUCAUCUGCCAAGCUUUUCAAGCAUGAUGGUUACUCCCAGACUGUUGGUGAGGACUGAGUUUUGAGGGGUCAGUUUGAGAGAAAUAGUACUUACAGGUCAGAUAGCUAAAAGUAGAUAAACAUGCUGGAGAAAUCCUUUAAAAAAAAAAAAAACAGGCAUGGUGGAUGCUGGG
This is a messenger RNA of Marmota monax (woodchuck), 4649 nucleotides long. RefSeq names its product zinc finger and BTB domain containing 39 (gene Zbtb39). Bases 156 to 2288 code for a protein of 710 amino acids. The transcript has 2 exons. The record is from RefSeq and is a predicted model, not a curated record. Gene Ontology annotation, biological process: regulation of transcription by RNA polymerase II. Gene Ontology annotation, molecular function: protein binding; RNA polymerase II cis-regulatory region sequence-specific DNA binding; DNA-binding transcription factor activity, RNA polymerase II-specific. Gene Ontology annotation, cellular component: nucleus. Lineage: Eukaryota; Metazoa; Chordata; Mammalia; Rodentia; Sciuridae.